Rhizoctonia solani is the source of this 909-nucleotide messenger RNA. Its product is annotated as Lipase (class 3). The record is from RefSeq and is a predicted model, not a curated record. The transcript has 10 exons. NCBI's taxonomy places the organism in Eukaryota, Fungi, Basidiomycota, Agaricomycetes, Cantharellales, Ceratobasidiaceae. Gene Ontology annotation, biological process: lipid metabolic process. Bases 1 to 909 code for a protein of 302 amino acids.
AUGCUCGCAAGCUUUGCUGCCGCAUUCCUUCUUGGCGUUGCCUCUACUCUGGCCCUGCCGGCUCCCAUCCCUCGCGCAGGUGUGACUACGUUGACCACCGCUCAGAUCACAGCAUUCAGGCCCUAUGCUCUACUCUCGCGAGCAGGGUAUUGUCCCGCAAGCAAAACUGCGACGUGGUCAUGUGGAACUUCGUGUAACGAGCUUCCAGGCAUGGUCGUGUAUGCGUCUGGUGGGGACGGUGUCGUCACUCCUUAUUGGUUCGUCGGUUACUAUCCUGGACUGAACUCGGUGGUGAUCAGCAACCAAGGAACCGAUCCAUCCAAAUUUGUACCACUCUUGAUCGAUGCCGACUUUAGGCUCGACUCACUUGAUACCAAGUUUUUCCCCGGCGUUUCUUCUUCAGUCAAGACACACAAUGGUUUCCAAGAGGCCCAGAAGCGAGGCGCCGAGGCCAAACUUGCAGCCGUCAAGAAGGCCAUUGCUGAGCGUGGCACUUCCUCGGUUACUCUUACGGGACACAGUCUCGGUGGUGCCAUUUCUCUCCUUGAUGCGCUGUAUCUGUCGCUCCACCUCCCGUCGGCCAAACUCAAAGUAGUCACUCAUGGAAUGCCGAGGGUUGGAAAUACCGAAUUUGCGACUCUCGUCGACUCCAAGAUCACCGACAUUUCUCGUAUCGUCAACGAAAAGGAUAUUGUUCCAAUUAUCCCAGGAAGGGGACUAGGUUUCCAGCACGUAUCAGGUGAAAGACAUAUCGUAUCUCCCGGAAACUGGGUUGCUUGUUCUGGAAGGGACAACACCGACGCGCAAUGCACCAUUGGAACCGUUUCCAACAUCCUUGUGGGAGAUCUCAAUGACCACGGUGGACCUUAUGAGGGUAUCUCCAUUGGUUCCGAUGCUUGCAAUAACUGA